GCAAAUGUUCAGGCUGUUGACGAAAGGAAAAGCUGAGAACUCAACCUGUGACAAGUUGGGUGGGGAUAGACCAGGGAAUAAAACUGUUCUCCCGAGCCUUUCGAGCAAGAGUUUGUUGCCAUAACGAGGCGAAAAUGAAGUGUUCGAUUAUAGUAGGAAUUUUUAUUUGCGGCAUCCACGUUAUCGCGGCUGCGGAUGUUAAAUCGCAAUUUGAAACAGCAAGCAUCGUCCCUGAUAUAUUAGACGCAGCACCCGUCGAAAAAAUUGAGGUCAAGUACGGAGACAAAGUGGUCGACUUUGGAAACGAACUAACGCCAACGGAUACGCAGCAGAUUCCCGAGAUCCAUUACAAACACGAAGGUGGAGUCCUUUACACGCUCGUAAUGACUGAUCCUGACGCCCCUACAAGGAAAGGGUACAACCGAGAGUUUCGUCAUUGGCUGGUAGGAAAUAUACCAGAAGAGAACGUUGCGAAAGGAGAGGUCCUCGCGGAAUACGUGGGACCGGCACCACCGAAGGGAUCUGGGAAACAUCGUUAUGUCUUCUUGGUGUACAAACAGAAUCAAGGGUCCAUCACGUUUGACGAGAGAAGACUGAGCAACAGGGACGGUCCUUUGCGAAAGCGGUUCUCCAUAAAAAAGUUCGCCGAGAAGUACAACCUUGAGGGACCUAUAGCAGGGAACUUUAUGAGAUCGGAGUACGACGACAACGUGCCCAAGUUCUCGAAGCUUCUAGGGUUCUAAGAACAACAGAUCUUGGUUUCCUUUAUCGUUAUACAGGUGGUGGUACGAACGGUAACAUAAACGCGGUCGUUGCACGCGAUACGUAUAACCAUUAACGCACGGUGUAUAUACAGAUCUACAGAAUACGGUGGAGCAGGACAAUAAAUACUUCAAAAAUGGAUGGAUACGAGAAAAUCGAUCGAUUCAGUUUAUUUUCGUUGGUGUCGUUAUAAAUAUAAAAUGUACCCUAUGUAGAUUUCGAAAGCGACUCGUGGAUGGCUUUGGUGGUUCGCGAGUCGUUUCUUCGUCCGAAUCGUCACGAAGCGAUCAGAUUCGUUGAAAGAUCGAAUCUCCGAUGUACACUGGAUCAAGAAAGCUUUUUAUCGUUUACGAAAAUACUUUGUUGACCCACUGUAUCUCUUGGUACGCGUGUUAGGUGCGACGACUAGAAUACGAUACGAUAUGCUAACAAGGAUCCUCCGCGACGAUCGCGACACCCUAACCCGUCGGUUACACUCGCGAAAUCGAAAUCGAGUCGUCGCCGUGCGAAUCGUUCGAUAACCUUAGCACUACGACGACGGCAAAUACCAACGAGGAAACUAUUAGUACCGAGUAAGUACUAAGAAUGGUCGAUGAGGUUCUGCACAGUAAUGGCGAUAACUAUUCUUUUCUUUCUUUCGUAUAUUUUAUAUUUGUAUAUGAAUACAAGUUUCUAUCAUAAUUAUGUUUGUUUUCUAUUUUCGUUAAUUUUCAAUUCGUGAUAUACUAAAAUGUCUAUUCUAUAAAUGGGAAUAAAAUGAAGGAAUUUAAGACUUUUAAUAUUUAAUCAUAUACAUAUAGUAGGCUUGAAUUUGUACCAGACAAGUAUUGUUGGCACGUGGUGAGACAAGCACCUCACCAAAUACACUCCUUUUAAUUCCUUUACCUGGAUCAUAAGAAGAGUAUGUAAGACAUACUCUAAAAAAUAUCGAUCCAUAAGUCAGAUCUAGGGGAAAGGGAUGUAGUGUUGAUGUGUGUAAAAUAUAGCAGGUAUUCAAUGAAAUAAAAGAAAUUCUGGAAUAUACUUUUCAUUGACAUAAAUACAAAAUUUUAAUCGAACGUCCAGGACCUACAAUUAGUAACAUCACAAAAAUCAAAUCACAGAUUAAAGUAGAUAACCACGUACAUUGCAAGUAGUUUUGCAAUUAAAGGAGUACACUCGACGUGUGAAACAUGAGAGUAUGUCGCUUCACUAUCACAAGAAGAGUACAGCUGGUAACCCUACUCUUAGCUGAAAACUUGUUACUUCACUGUUGCAGAUGACUAGACCACCAAAACUUUAACAUUAACUAUCUCGCAAACUAUUAAUCGUAUUACCACAAUCACUGGCUUCCGUACUCGAAGCUCUAUCACUGUGCAAAACCUCAUCGACCAGCCCGACUCUGCACCUAGGGUCUCCUUAUAAGAUGCUAAGGAUAUCGUGCGACACGACAAGCGGCAAAGGACAAACGAUACCGUCGGUGAAAUUAGACGACGUUCGCGCGCGAUCGAGAAAAUUCGUUUCGAUCGACGCGACUGGUAGAGUUUCUCACCGACACUAAGGAACUUGUUAAAGGAGAGUCUCUCUCUAGAGACACGAAACAAGACGCGUGACGACGCGUGGCGAGGCGAGGCGAGGCUAAGUUAGACGUAGCGUAGCAUGGCAUGGCGCGAGGCUUUUUCAUGGUUGGGAAUCUCGAGAACGACACAGGAUCCCCGUGGCUCGUUCGUGAAUUCAAGGUAAAACCAGGUCUGGGAAAACGGUAAUGUUCCAACAGAGUCGAUGAUCUCG
Molecule: messenger RNA, 2532 nt
Organism: Hylaeus anthracinus
Lineage: Eukaryota; Metazoa; Arthropoda; Insecta; Hymenoptera; Colletidae
Product: protein D2-like
Exons: 5
Coding region: 135-743 (202 amino acids)
Source: RefSeq, a predicted model, not a curated record